UUUUCCCCCCAGGUCCCCCCUGAACACCAACCACUCCCAGCCCCACCAUGUGUGAGGAAGAAACCACCGCCCUGGUCUGUGACAACGGCUCUGGGCUCUGCAAGGCCGGGUUUGCCGGCGAUGACGCCCCUCGCGCCGUCUUCCCCUCCAUCGUGGGGCGGCCCCGGCACCAGGGUGUCAUGGUGGGCAUGGGGCAGAAGGACAGCUACGUAGGCGACGAGGCGCAGAGCAAGAGGGGGAUCCUCACGCUCAAGUACCCCAUCGAGCACGGCAUCAUCACCAACUGGGAUGACAUGGAGAAGAUCUGGCACCACUCCUUCUACAACGAGCUGCGUGUGGCCCCCGAGGAGCACCCCACGCUGCUCACCGAGGCGCCCCUCAACCCCAAGGCCAACCGGGAGAAGAUGACGCAGAUCAUGUUUGAAACCUUCAAUGUCCCCGCCAUGUACGUCGCCAUCCAAGCUGUCCUCUCCCUCUACGCCUCUGGCCGCACCACUGGCAUUGUCCUCGACUCUGGGGAUGGUGUCACCCACAACGUGCCCAUCUACGAGGGCUACGCUCUGCCCCACGCCAUCAUGCGUCUCGACUUGGCCGGUCGUGACCUCACUGACUACCUCAUGAAGAUCCUCACCGAGAGGGGCUACUCCUUUGUCACCACCGCUGAGAGAGAAAUCGUGCGUGACAUCAAGGAGAAGCUCUGCUACGUGGCCCUUGACUUUGAGAACGAGAUGGCCACGGCUGCCUCCUCCUCCUCCCUGGAGAAGAGCUAUGAGCUCCCUGAUGGGCAGGUCAUCACCAUCGGGAACGAGCGUUUCCGCUGCCCCGAGACCCUCUUCCAACCCUCCUUCAUCGGCAUGGAGUCAGCUGGCAUCCACGAGACCACCUACAACUCCAUCAUGAAGUGUGACAUCGACAUCCGCAAGGACCUCUAUGCCAACAACGUCCUGUCCGGCGGCACCACCAUGUACCCCGGCAUCGCCGACCGCAUGCAGAAGGAAAUCACAGCGCUGGCCCCCAGCACCAUGAAGAUCAAAAUCAUCGCCCCGCCGGAGCGGAAGUACUCGGUGUGGAUCGGUGGCUCCAUCCUGGCAUCCCUCUCCACCUUCCAGCAGAUGUGGAUCAGCAAACCCGAGUACGACGAGGCUGGACCUUCCAUCGUCCACCGAAAAUGCUUCUAAGCCCCUUCCUCACCCCGUGGUGGCCCCCCCUGGCCCAGGACAGGGCACCCUGCUCCUCCUCGGUCCCCGCUGCUCCUCCCCACCACCCACUGCGCAUUAAAGCCUUUUCUCCAGGCUCUGCCCCUU
Chaetura pelagica (chimney swift) is the source of this 1304-nucleotide messenger RNA. RefSeq names its product actin, gamma 2, smooth muscle, enteric (gene ACTG2). Gene Ontology annotation, biological process: vascular associated smooth muscle contraction. Gene Ontology annotation, cellular component: cytoplasm. Lineage: Eukaryota; Metazoa; Chordata; Aves; Apodiformes; Apodidae. The coding region runs from base 48 to 1178 and encodes 376 amino acids. The record is from RefSeq and is a predicted model, not a curated record. The transcript is spliced from 8 exons.